UACUGUUGAGCGGGCCAACAGCAGACUCCUGGAAAUCUGCUCUUCCCCUCACCACCACCAUCGCCACCGCCGCUGCGUAAUCAGGCGGCUCCAGGGCUGAGGCGCACCGAGCCACACAGCGCUUUGCUCAUUGAUAAGACUUCUUGGAAGAAGAGGACCGCAAGCCACCGUCCUGACCUGCGACGUUAUUUCCGACGCUCAGCCCGUGAGCUCUACUGUUUUUUUUUUUGUGUUUUUUUUGGGGGACGCAUCACGGUGAAAGAGAGACUUAACUGCCAGGAAAAGUAAAGUCAGUUGGAUUUUUAAUUUAUUAUAUUUAAAAGAAUUUGGGACAUUCUUGGAAUAAUUUAAACUCUACUAGUUUUCCGAGUCUGCUGGAUAGUUUUGCCUUGUGAAGUUUGGACCUUUGUUGGUUAGAAAUGUCGUUAAGUCUCUUGUUAAUUCAAUCUAUUGCUGUCAAUUUGCGCUUUUAGCCGAAAACGCACACGUAUGCGCAAGGUGAACCAAAUAGAGGAGCCUCAACAUCACGUAAAGGAAAAAGUUGGGGGUUUCUCAUUUCUUCAUCACGUAGCCUAGAAGCUUUUUGACCCGUUGUGCGCCGCUGACCGAGCGCCUUCUUCUCCCUCUCCUCCUCCUCCUCCUCCUCCUGCGGAUAUCUCUGCCGGAGAGACGACAGUGUGGACGGGCCGUCUACGCGCGCGCAGUUCCGCCGGGCGAGCCGCUGUCCCCACGCGCGCAGUGCUGAGGAGAGAGGGACUCUCGCGCUUCCAUAAAUGCCCGGUCCGUCGAAGAGGCUCGAGGCUGGGCAGCAAGAUGAGCUCGUGGGUGCCGCUGCUGCUCGUGUUGCUGGCGGCGUGUCUGCGGUAUGGCGUAGCCGAGGGGGACCCUCUGCCUGCAGCCCUGGUGGAGCUGGUUAGAAACAGCCCCAUCUCCUCCAUAGAGGACCUUCAGCUGCUGCUGCUCUCUGACUCCGUAGAUGAAGAGGACGGGACUGCUGCAGCCAAUGGAGGUCACAGACUACCAAGGAGCCUUGAUGCCCAGCCGGCCCAGCAGGCUCUGUGUAAAGUACGUACAGAGGUGGUUGAGGUCACCAGGGCGAUGUUGGACCGUAGCAAUGCUAACUUUCUGUUAUGGCCACCUUGCGUUGAGGUGCAGCGCUGCUCCGGCUGCUGCAACACCAAGAGCCUGCAGUGUGUCCCUGUUGUCACGCACACCAGAUACUUGCAGGUCAUGAAGAUUGAAUACAUAAAUAAAAGACCCACUUACGCUAAAGCGGUGGUGUCAGUGUUGGAUCAUGUGGAGUGCCGUUGUCAGCCGGUGUCACGUCCCCCGGUGCCCAGGAAAAAAUCAUCUCGCAGACAGCACAGCCACCAGCAUCGAAACCAGACGCUCAGCCAAGAACACGGACAGGGAAAGGUCAAGAUGCAAUCCAAAGAUGAGCUCCAUCAGUGGGAUGAGCUGAAACAGAACCAGAGGGCCCACCUGGAGGAUCUCCUGGAGCAGCACUGGAGCCCCAGAGGAGACACCUUCAAUCAGCCUGGAGAAGGGUACAGUCUGGCUGCGGACGACACAUCUCGGUCUGGAGAGGCUAUUCUCUUUGCUCCACACUGGGCACAUAACUCCAGCAGGCCCCAUGGGACUGAAGACCAAUCUGAGAAUCCAGAGAAUGUGGAGAGGAAGUAUGGUAUGAUCUCAAAUGGCAGCAAGACUGUUUCCUCUGCGGAUGAUGUCGGCGUUGAGGUAAAGAACAAGUUGGUAGAAGGUGGGAAUGGGUUGCUGUUUAACAGUACGGAAGGGAAAGUUAAUGAGGGAAAUGGAGGCAAGAACAAAGGCACAAAAACACACAGCCCAUUUUUGCAAGAAGACAAAUCCAAAUUUACAAAGAAUCACACAAGUGGUAUUUUUCAGCCUGUUACUCAGAAUGCUCAAGCCAAAUUCAGUCCUACUGAGGAAACCAUUAGUCAGAGAGUUGGGAGCAGGUUCCGACCAACCAAAGAGCCAAAUCCAGAGCCUCGAGAGCAAUCCAGACGGAGAGAGAACGAGACUCCAGAGGAAGAGAGGAUAUUACAGAUUGAGGAGGCAAAACUGGAGGAGGAGAGAAAAGAGCUUGUACUUCUCCACAAGAGGUUGGACCAAGAGAAGGACAUACUGAGACAGCAGCAGUUGAAACGAGAAGAAGAGGAAAGGCAGAAAGAAAAGGGGACAGAUAUUCGACAUCACCUGCAUGUAAAACAUCAUCAUCUGCAGACAACAACACAGAAACCAGAGACAACAACAUCUACGACUACCACACGAAAGCCCUUGGCUCCAGCAGGCCCCAGACCCCCCGCUCGUCCAAACCAAACAAAGAGAAGGAUGAGGAAGAAUCGCAAACGGAUCAGCAAGGCAGCUAUGAGAGCAAUGCUAAUGUAGCACUAAAAUUACCCCAGGGACACAACGUGAACUUGGUGUAUUUUGCGGAUAAUCCAGAGGUGAAGCAGAGUGACUCCCUUCAUAUAAAUAUUUAUUCAUUCAUUCAGUAACCUGCUCAUCCUGUGAGAUCUCCUCAGUAACACUACUAAUGACUGUCUGGUGAACCUGUAUUUACAUCUGGACCAAGUAAGAGGAGGGUGAGAGGAAAAGGGAAUAUAAAGGUGGACCUUUUUUUUUUUAAAAAGAGAACAAUUGCCUCUACAACGAAAGCUGCUGGUAUUAAGUAACAAGUGGCACCUGAAGACUGAAAAAAUUGUGUGCAAGCACAGUACAUCUGGAGGACUGAAACUGCAUCGCUGUAGAACUGUGGAUAAUAGUGCAAUUUCAAAACUCUACUUGGAACCAUGUUUUGAUAUCAACAGAGAGAAACUGCACUUAUAUAUUGACAAAACCGAGUCUAUAUGAGGUUUAAAUGAGAAAGACUGUUGCUGAAAGACUUGAUUUUGUGAUAAUGACAGUCAGACUGGACUAUGAAGUGCGUUUGGUGGAAAAAUGGACAUAAAAGUGGACAUAACUCUUCUGUUUCAUGAAAGAACGUUUUGUAAUGUAAUUGGAUAAUCUAAGAGACAAUCAUCAACAGACUGAAGUGACAACUAAUGCUGACUAAAAUGACCAGUAUUUCAAUGUGUGAUAGAACUCACAUAUUUAGGGCUCAGUCUUGACUAUGUUGGGAAGAUAAAGCUGUGUAGAUUUACCAUACCAAGGCUAGAUAUCAUUUAUUAGCUCAUUAAAACAGUGAUGGUCUCUCUUUAACCAUAUUUAAUUAUAUUUAACUCAUUGCAAACACUGGAAUCACAUGGAUGUGAUUAGAGAACCGAAACAUAAAAUGUGGCAUUAGGGAGGUUUCUUUGUUUCAAAAUCUCAUCACAGGUGUGAAGAAAAAAGAGUAAGGUGCUAUCUGAAUAUGAGGUGAUAGCAUUACACCUGUUACCUGACUGUGUGGUAUGUUUUUUAUUUAUUUAUCUAUACCAUUACUGUGGAUUAACUCUUUAUAGAAAUACUGCAAACAAGUUGUCUUUAAGAUCGGUAGACACAUUCAGUCUGUCACGAUGGCUGGAUGGUUCAAUCAGAAGCAAUGAACAAGUUCAAGAAAAAGAUCACAACCAUUUAUGUCCUCCCAAUAUCAUGCAGUGUUUAACUAUGUCGAAAAAAGUUUGUGCAUGUGUGUUUGUUUUGUAUGCCUAAGUAUGUGGUGUCGUGUGUGUACGGGCAUAUGCCCACACCUACACUUCUGUCAUGCAUCUCAAUAUUCAUGUAGAAGCAUAUAUCUGUUUCUCUCUGUCUCUUUCUCUCUUUGAGACGUCUCUCUUCCACCAGUUACAUUUUGGUAGAUACAAUCACAUUUCUUUCAAACUGUGGGAGGAGGGGGAACACCUAUCUACAACAUAUUUUCUUUAACUGUCCCUAUAUUUGUUUUAUUAAUCUUCAACGCAUUGUUUUUGACAUUUCAUUUACAGGAAACUGAAAGGGUCAAAACAAGUAAAUCAGUAGCUAAUAACUUAAAACGACAGCAAAACUUUGAAAAUGUAGAUAUUGUUUGUGUAUAUUUUCAUUAGAAACAACACGUAGAAACACACUGGUGAUGCUAUUUGGUAUCCAAUAAUCCGUAAUCAGUCAGACAUCUUAAGUUAUUGAAAAACAUGGCUUGUAUGUCCUUCGUGUCAACUUACAACUGUUACUGAUUUUGUCUGUUUUAUUAUGACAUAUGAUGAAAAAAAGGAAUGUUUGUGAUAACAUUGCCAUCUAAUGCUAUUUUCAUAUGGGUAUAAGAAGCUAAUGUGCUUAAAUCGACUUUGUUUUGUGUAUUUAUUCCAUUUAAUUCCUUUUUUUCGAUAAUCAUGGAUUUUGUCCUAAAAGGCCAUUGUUUUAUGAAAUGUGCAAAUUUUACUUGGUCAGCAACUGUUGCUCAACAGGUGAUGAGCAACAGACUAAGGAAGCAAAACUGAUUUAAGACUAAAGGCCAAUUCAUGCUUUCCGAGUCCACGUGUCCGCAUGGGUCCAUGUGUUGUAGAUUUUGUCAUUUGCCCAAGUCUGUGAGGGUCUGUGCAGACCCUGUAUGAACGUUGGCGUACAACCCAAAAAUUUGAGUCUGUGCGGUCUGUCUGUACUGUGAGCGCACCAACUGUGCAUGCACCAAAGUAAACUUGACGCUUGUGCUUUGCAACGUAUGUAUGAACUGUUUAUGUCUCAUCCUUGGUCUUAUUAUUUUUAUUCACACUGUUUUUAUUUUUGACUUUUUCAUGUUCUUCAGCCAAAUACAAGAAACAAAGGAGCUCUUCUUGUGGUCAGGAGGUUGCCAUCAUGUUUUUUAGUGGGCAUGUGUGGAACAUGUUUGCCUAUGCAUACCCUGGUUGUGGUAUGAAUAGAAGCGUCCAGCCAAGGGCAAGUGGAAACCAUGAAUUGGCCUUAAGAGUCCACAGCCAUCUUUAUGGCUCAGCUGUACUUGGAGACAGCAGUUCUUUGAGCCAAAUGCUAAAGUCAGCUAAUGCUAACAUGCUAAGCAGGUAUGGUGUUCACCAUGUUUAGAGUCUUAGUUAGCAAGCUAACAUUUGCUUGUACUAAAAAAGUACAACAGAGGCUGAUGGGGAUGCUAUUAGUUUUGCAGGUAUUUAGUCAAAAACCAGACUAUUGUACAAUAUGAAAUUUUGAAUUUUUGACUGUUGAUGGUGCUAUAUGAAAACUUUACCAUUGGGUAAAGGACCACCAAAGUUAGUACAGUUCAUGCCGAGCGGGGAUAUGAAUUGGUGUAACAAAUUUUAUGGCAAUCCAUCCAAUACUUGUCAAGAUAUUUUAGUCUGGACCAAAGUAGUGGCCCAACGAACUGACAGACCAACAUUGUCAUCCAUAGAGCCAUGCCAUGGGUAAAAACAAACCUUGGUUAAUAAUGUGCAAGGACUUUACAACUCCUGGGUCACUGCCCGUUCACAUAAAGGUUCACAUGAGAUUUCAAGGCUGGAGACAAAAUUGCCCCAGAUUAUCCCUUUAGUCUCAGAUAUUGUUUAGCUGUUUAACUGUAUGUAUAGUACAGCAUCUUAUAAUCAGAAAGCAGGUGCUUAUUUAACACCAAACUCUUGAACGACACAUUAAAAGUUGCAAGAAUAACACUUUUUUAUGACAUCAUGAACUCUCUGACUUUCUUACUACCUCUAAAGCCCAGGUGGACUUAUUUACUAAGCCUGUUUGGCAUGUUGUGUCUACACAGUGCAUCUUCAGCUCAGACAUUAUAUUGACUCCUGAAAUUCACUGCCUCGUAUUGGGUGUUAGUCCCAGUGAUGUGCAGUGAGGUUUGUCAAAUCAGACAACAGAGACAGAAAAGAAAUAGUGGGAGGUUGAUGUACUGUAGGUGAACUCUGGCACACACUCUUUAUGGUUUGUUUUUCACAUUUACCCACUUGACUGUUGGCUGCAAAAACUCCCCUACUCAGCAAUCAGCUGCAUAGCUCUGUCUGCUAAUGAUGGAGUCAAGAAGUCAUCUGCUCUCCCGUCUAAAUGAAGAAUGGU
This is a messenger RNA of Xiphias gladius (swordfish), 5973 nucleotides long. RefSeq names its product platelet-derived growth factor beta polypeptide b (gene pdgfbb). Bases 814 to 2412 code for a protein of 532 amino acids. Gene Ontology annotation, molecular function: platelet-derived growth factor receptor binding; growth factor activity. Lineage: Eukaryota; Metazoa; Chordata; Actinopteri; Istiophoriformes; Xiphiidae. Gene Ontology annotation, cellular component: membrane. The record is from RefSeq and is a predicted model, not a curated record. Gene Ontology annotation, biological process: platelet-derived growth factor receptor signaling pathway; positive regulation of phosphatidylinositol 3-kinase/protein kinase B signal transduction; positive regulation of cell population proliferation. The transcript has 8 exons.